Amorphotheca resinae ATCC 22711 is the source of this 2070-nucleotide messenger RNA. RefSeq lists its product as hypothetical. NCBI's taxonomy places the organism in Eukaryota, Fungi, Ascomycota, Leotiomycetes, Helotiales, Amorphothecaceae. The transcript is spliced from 2 exons. Gene Ontology annotation, molecular function: NADP binding; N,N-dimethylaniline monooxygenase activity; flavin adenine dinucleotide binding. The record is from RefSeq and is a predicted model, not a curated record. Bases 276 to 1787 code for a protein of 503 amino acids.
AGCCUUUGCUCUGUAUGGAGCAUGCAGCGCGAAUCUUCAGCAUUUUUGCAUCUGCCGUUUGGAUGGACCUCGGCGCUUUGCUGCUUCUUCUGUCUCUUCCGGUGAAUUGAAGUCUCCUCUUCGAUCUCUCCCAUUUUUCCUUUCUCUCCCUCCCCUUUUGUCUCUUUCUCUUAUUUUCUCAACCUCCCUCCUCUCCUCUGCCGCUCUCUUCGUCUUCCCUCCCUUGGUUCCCCCAUUGAACAGCGAUAUCUACAUAUACGCACCUCAUCUGCACAAUGGGAUCCAUAACCAAAGACUCAGACCCAAGAUCGGGCACAGGCACAGCUUUCGCGGACGUGGACGUGGCCAUUAUCGGUGCUGGCAUCUCUGGCAUCAACGCGGCAUAUCGUGUGCAGACCGAAUUACCAGACUACAGCUACACCAUCAUUGAGGCGCGCAGUGCCAUAGGAGGGACGUGGGAUUUCUUUCGUUACCCAGGUAUCAGAUCAGAUUCAGACUUGCACACCUUCGGAUUCCCUUGGCGUCCUUGGACCGCGCAGAAGUCAAUCGCGGACGGGGCCUCGAUUCGCAACUAUAUACGAGAAUGCGCCGAAGCUUAUGGCAUUGAUCGCAAGAUCCAAUUCCACCACAGACUCGUUGCAGCCGACUGGUCGUCGGAAAAUCAACAAUGGACGCUUUCGCUUGACACGGAUAAUGGAGAGAAGGUCUUGAGGGCACAAUUUGUGAUUUUGAGUACAGGAUACUACGAUUACAAAGAGCCUCUCAAAACCACCAUCCCUGGUAUCGAUAAUUUCAAAGGCCAAGUCGUCCACCCCCAAUUCUGGCCCGAAAAUCUCGACUUCACAGGCAAGAAGAUGGUAUUGGUUGGCAGUGGUGCCACCGCUGUAACUUUAUUGCCCUGCCUCGCCGAAAAAGCCUCCAAAGUAACAAUGCUCCAACGCAGCCCCAGUUACAUAUUGCCAUUGCCAUCGGUGGACCCAUCUGGCGAGUUGAUCCGCAGAUUUCUCCCUAAGUGGCUGGCCCUCAAAGUCAUACGCUGGAAAUCCCUCAUCUUACCUUACUUAUUCUAUAAAUUCUGCUGCAGGUUUCCAAGUGCUGCUCGCAGGAUCCUUAGAUCAGCCGUAGAAAAGCAGCUCCCGAAAAGCAUCCCUCAUGACCCGAAUUUCCGCCCAUCUUAUUCUCCAUGGGAACAGCGAUUGUGUGUCUGUCCUGAUGCCGAUUUUUACAAAUCUCUCCGUAAUGGCACUGCGGAUAUCGUGACGGACAAGAUCAAGGAGGUUACUGCGACGGGCAUUGAGACGGAGUCGGGAAAGAAGCUGGACGCGGAUAUCAUAGUCACAGCCACAGGCCUGAAAAUGCAGCUCGCGGGCGGCGCUGUAAUGAGCGUUGACUCCAAACCCGUUGUCCCAUCAGAGAAAUUCAUCUGGAAAGGCAUGAUGCUACAAGACGUCCCCAACGCCGCCUUCGUCAUAGGCUACACCAAUGCCUCCUGGACACUGGGCUCAGAUACCACCGCGCUACAUGUCUGCAGAUUACUGAAAUACAUGGACAAAAACGACAUGGCAUCAGCCACACCUCGAGUGAAGGAGGGAACGAUUAUGCCGUCGAAACCAUUGCUGAAUCUCAGUUCAACGUACAUUGAGAAGGCGAAGGAAAUGUUGCCGCGAACGUCCAACGUGGGGCCUUGGAAACCGAGAAAUAAUUACUUAAAGGAUACUUGGAUUGCGAGCUAUGGGUCACUCACGACGGACAUGCAAUUUACGAAGGCCGUAAAGAAAGUCAAUUGACGCCUUUUACCGGCAUAUCAGGGGUUGAUGUGAGGCAAUGUGUGAUGUCUAUAGGUUUUGGCUACGGUUCAUUGUAUUUGUCGGAUGGCGCUGAUUUGCUGGGGGUGGGGGCUUAGUUUUCAUGAUUAUUAUAUAGGUAGGAUCAGAGUCUAAGCAGGAUGCUGUUACUCGUUGUUGGGGGGAUUGGGAUAAUGCGUCGUAAUGAUAGGUAUGAUGUUGAUAAGUCUCAAACAAACCCACGUAUAUAAUAAGCCUUCCUUACUUUCCCUAAUCAGGCCUUCCC